GGAGGUUGUAUGCACAUAAUGACAUAGAUUUUUUGACACCUGGGGAAUUUUUAUGGAAUCUGAACCAAGCAAAGGUGGAAGGAAGUGGGAAGAAUACCACCUGGGAAACUUUAAGGGUUCAGAGACCACAGACUUCCCAUAUGCAUACAAAACCUCAAGUAGCAUUCAUGACUGUUGUAAGCAUUGCCUGAGGGUCAGGAACACAUCAAACCAAGGUUUUAUUCCAGUGGUUUUGAGGUUUGAGAGUGACAUUACACUGGAGAAGCACUGUGAUGGAUACGUCCUAUUAGCAUGUCUAUUUUACUUCUGGGAUGAGAAGACUAAGUUACCGUAUUGUUACAUAUUUCUCCUCUCACUGUCAGCAUUCCUGCUGCUCAGAUCACACCUGGGACCCUCUCGCCGACCCCUUUCAAGAUUUCUGGGGAGAGAUGAAAACACUUUGAGCGAAACAGGAAGUUCAGCAAGUCAAAACAUUGUCUCUGGUUGGGGUUAUCCAUUUGUCAGGCGUGCAUGUUUUUACCUGUGCUGGCAUUCAGGAGGUCCAACGCAGCCGAGCGCGGCGGGUGAGAAAGGAAGGGAAGCAGAACUUGCCAGCAGCACUGCUCAGCCAGGAGAUGAAAUGGGUGAGCUCCUGCAGCACACAGGAGCAGGUAUGCUAGCUAGGGCUGAGCAACACUUAACACCUUCAGGGAAAAGCAGAAAGUACCUUUCAAAUGGCAGAGUGAAAUGUUUGACUAGAUCACCUCAUCUAGAGCUGCCCGGGAGUCCUCUGGUUGAACCAUUGCCCAUCAAAGCUCUCAUGGCUGGUGUGGUCAUGAAAUAUUUUGGAGAGAAAGUUUAUCUGUGUCCACAUAAAAGAUGGGAAAGAAACCAUCCGUGAGCCCUGCAGUCCACAGGAACAUGACUUUUGGGCCAGACUGUUUUGGCAUAAACACUGAAAAUCUUUUAAAAAGUAAUAUCCUGUCACUUUUGCACUUCCAUUAUAUUAAACUGAUUUUCUUUACUCACAGUGGGAUUUCAAAUUAAUUUGUAAUUAUACACACCAUGAGGGGAUGAGAAAAAAUGACCUAAUUAUAGACCAAAAGGAUGCCCUACAGCUAUCAUCCAAUUACUCCAACCAUCUGAGCUCUUAAGCAAAAUGAUGGGUUUAAUCCUUCCUUGGUCACAUCUAGUUGUAAUUUGCCACUGAAAGCUAUAAAUUCACUUUCAAUAUUCAUUCCCAUUUUAUAAAACUCCCUACUAAUAUAACUUAGGAUAGAAACAGACAAUGAGAAUGGGUCACAAUUGCAGAUAUCCAUCUAGACUUUGGUCUAGCCCACAUGCUCUGUGAGAAUUGAGUGAGGAAGAAAAUCGUGGCAUCUCUGCUGUGUCACUCAAACAGUAAUAAUCAGCUACAAUCAGGCAGAUAGAAAACUUUUAAAGUAAUAGAAACACCAGAAAUGCCCAUUAACAAGUGCCCAUUAACAACCUCCCAAUUUCAGCCUUAACUUUCAGUACAGGCUGAAGAGUUCAUGAAGAGCAACAGUUGUACAGAUGUACUCAUUUUAAUAGUGUUUGCACUAAAAUCUUACAAUAGAACAGGAAUAACAAUUAAGGUGAAGGAAGGGACCUGAUACA
Molecule: messenger RNA, 1617 nt
Organism: Catharus ustulatus (Swainson's thrush)
Lineage: Eukaryota; Metazoa; Chordata; Aves; Passeriformes; Turdidae
Exons: 4
Coding region: 53-880 (275 amino acids)
Source: RefSeq, a predicted model, not a curated record